AUGCCGUUAAGCGUAUUUGAGAAGUCUGGUUUCCUUAACGAGGUCGGUGCGGCCAUUCACGUAGCACCCAAUGCCACUCGUAUCCUGAAGGCAUGGGGAUGCAAGUUGGAUUGGCUUCAACCUGUUCACUGCGAGACAUUGCAAAUCUGGGAUGCGAAAGGAAAUCACAUACGCACGCCCAUCGUUACGAGGGAGCAUCAGCGUACUCUGAAUGUGCAUGAUGAAUGGGUACUGACCCAUAGGGUGGAUUUGCACAAUGUCCUGCGUGCCAUUGCCGCCCAAGAGAUUGACGGCCGCAAGGAUGCGGAGGCAGGUGAGGUUGUUCUAGAGGAUGGCACCAAAUACACUGCCGACCUGAUCGUAGGCGCUGACGGCAUCCAUUCUCGUUCGGUCCACGGCAUUGUGGGAGCCGACAGGGGCAGCGUGAGUACCGGACAGAAUUGUUACCGAUUUUUGGUACCCGUCCACAAAAUGCGAGAUAACCCACUCACGGCCGAUCUCCUCGCGAGAAUUGGUCUCAACGGGGUUCAUGUCUUUGCGACCCAGGACCGGCGUCUUGUGAUGUACCCUUGCCGCAGAGGCGAGUUACUCAACGUGGGUGGAAUCUUCCCGUCUGCGUCGAAGACGCAGGCCGAGAAUGAUGCCGUAUGGCACAACGCAGGGAGUCUCAGCCAGCUGCUGGAAACAUUCCACGAGUUUGGCGAGGAGCUACAAGAAAUGUGCCGCAUGGCAGAGGACGUGAAGCUGUGGAGUCUGGCAUCUCGUAAUCCGGCGCGUAUUUUCUUUCGCGGCAAGCUCGCUGUGAUUGGCGAUGCCGCGCAUCCCAUGCUUCCUCACCAGGGCCAAGGCGCUGCACAGGCCCUUGAGGAUGCGGCAGCUCUUGCCGGAGUGAUGACCGCGGACACGACUGUAGAUCAGAUUCCGCAGCGUCUAGAGCUUUACAAUGAACUGCGGUAUGCGCAUGCGGUGACAGUCAUGAUGAUGUCAAGGAUCAACGAUGAGCGACGGGGAGAGAUGCUGGAUGAACUCCGUCGGUACGUUCCCAACGCGGAGCUGCCGCACGAGAUGUUUGAAUAUACUUGGCCAUCAGAUCCUAUGAAGAAGGCAGCCCACCUCGUGGCAACUGCUUCUUGA
Molecule: messenger RNA, 1134 nt
Organism: Aspergillus nidulans FGSC A4
Lineage: Eukaryota; Fungi; Ascomycota; Eurotiomycetes; Eurotiales; Aspergillaceae
Exons: 6
Coding region: 1-1134 (377 amino acids)
Molecular function (GO): FAD binding
Source: RefSeq, a predicted model, not a curated record